AAGGGCUAAUCGUUCAACAGUGACGCGACGGUCAGCUGGCAGAGAUGCGCAUGUGAAGGGAGAGGAGCGCAGAGAGGCGCAAAGCACCACGGAGCUGCUGACCGGCGGUGAGAUGAACAUGUGACCGCUGUGAGCUCGCUCAGUCGCUGCUACACCUGCAGGAUCAUAUCAGCGGAGGUUUGCUCCAUCAUCUCUGUGAUACGGCUGAGAGGAGGAUGGACCCCACGGAGCAAGGUGCCCAGAUAGAGCCGCUGCUGAGAACGAGGAAUGAUGACGAGGCUGUGGUGGACCGAGGAGGAACACGGUCCCAACAGGGGACCAACAUCGGGCAAGAGGAUCUUGAAGGCCACAGGACUCUCUACAUCGGGGUCCACGUCCCCCUGGGCAGUACCAGGCGCCACAGCCAUCGCAGGCACCAUCACCAUGGAAACAAAUACAAGAAAAGGAGCAGGGACCCGGACCCCACCCUGGUGGAGGGUAGAGAGUCUCCAAUUUAUGAUACUCCGUCCCAGAGAGUGCAGUUCCUACUGGGCACUGAGGAUGAUGAUGAAGAGCACAUUCCUCAUGAACUCUUCACACAGAUGGAUGAAAUCUGUCUAAAGGAGGCAGAGGAUUCGGAUUGGAGGGAAUCUGCCAGGUGGCUGAAGUUUGAGGAGGACGUGGAGGACGGAGGAGAGCGGUGGAGUAAACCCUACGUAGCCACUCUGUCUCUACACAGCCUGUUUGAGCUGCGGAGCUGCAUUAUCAACAGCACUGUGCUGCUUGACAUGAGGGCUAACACCAUUGAAGAGGUUGCAGACAUGGUGUUGGACCAGCAGGAGUUAUACGCACCGCUGGGAGAUGAUCUCAGGAAGAGAGUGCAUGCCACACUGCUGAGGCAGCACCAUCACCAGAACCAGAAGAAGCUGGCUAACCGCCUGCAGAUUGUACGCUCCCUCGCUGACAUGAAGAAUGGUCAGCUGACAGCCUCCACGUCUCAGUUAGCAGCUCCAGACGGGAAAGGGGACAUCUCUAGAGAGAACAGUUCAGUGGACUUCAGCAAGAUAGACCUUCAUUUCAUGAAAAAGAUCCCGGCUGGGGCUGAAGCGUGUAACGUGUUAGUAGGAGAGCUGGAAUUUCUGAACAAGCCGGUGGUGGCGUUUGUCCGCCUCUCACCGGCGGUCAUACUCAAUGGGCUGACUGAAGUCCCUGUUGCCACAAGGUUUCUGUUUAUUCUUCUAGGGCCUUUGGGUAGAGGGCCUCAGUAUCAUGAGAUUGGAAGAUCCAUUGCAACACUUAUGACAGAUGAGGUUUUCCAUGAUGUUGCCUAUAAAGCUAAAGACCGCAAUGAUCUGAUCGCUGGGAUUGAUGAAUUUCUCGAUCAAGUGACGGUCCUGCCUCCAGGAGAGUGGGACCCAACCAUAAGAAUCGAGCCACCAAAAAAUGUACCUUCUCAGGAGAAGAGGAAGAAAUGUAGCAAUUUACCCAACGGAUUAGUAGAGGGCGAAGAGGAAGAGGAGGAAGAUGGACACGGGGGUCCAGAGCUGCAGCGUACUGGCAGGUGGUUUGGUGGUCUACUUCUAGACAUCAAGCGCAAGGCCCCCUGCUACCUGUCCGACUACACUGAUGCUUUUAGUUUACAGUGUGUGGCCUCUUUCCUGUUCCUCUACUGUGCCUGCAUGUCACCUGUCAUCACCUUCGGGGGACUGCUGGGCGAGGCAACAGAAGGACGCAUAAGUGCGAUUGAGUCGCUGUUCGGAGCCUCGCUGACUGGGAUCGCCUAUUCGCUGUUUGCAGGACAGCCCCUCACCAUACUGGGCAGCACAGGGCCAGUGCUGGUUUUUGAAAAGAUAUUGUUCAAAUUCUGCAAGGAGUAUGGCUUGUCCUAUCUGUCUCUGAGAACCUGCAUUGGUCUGUGGACAGCUUUCCUCUGUAUGGUGCUGGUGGCUACAGAUGCCAGCACUCUGGUUUGUUACAUCACACGUUUCACAGAGGAAGCUUUCGCCUCACUCAUCUGCAUCAUCUUCAUCUACGAGGCCUUGGAGAAACUCAUCCACCUGGGGGAUCACUAUCCCUUUAACAAGAACAACAACCUGGACAAACUCACCAUGUACUCAUGUUCAUGUGUGGAACCUUCUGACCCCACCAAUGCUACCCUGAAGUAUUGGGAGAACACUAAUGUCACUGCCUCAGAAAUCUACUGGGAAGCACUGGAGACCAAGGACUGUAUUGAGAAGCGCGGAGAGUUUGUGGGCAGCGCCUGCGGCCCUAAAGGCCCCUACAUACCUGAUGUCCUCUUCUGGUGCGUCAUUCUCUUCUUUUCAACCAUCUUUUUGUCCGCCUUCCUCAAGGAGUUCAAGUUCAGCAAUUACUUUCCCACAAAGGUCAGAGCCAUCAUCAGCGACUUUGCUGUUUGCUUCGCCAUCCUUACCAUGGUCUUAAUCGACUAUGCCUUAGGGAUCCCCUCUCCAAAACUAAAGGUUCCCAGUGUGUUUAAACCAACCAGAGAUGAUCGAGGUUGGUUCAUUAACCCUCUUGGGCCUAACCCCUGGUGGACGGCAAUUAUUACGGUGUUCCCAGCCGUGCUGUGUACCAUCCUCAUCUUCAUGGACCAACAAAUCACAGCCGUCAUCAUUAACAGGAAGGAACACAAACUCAAGAAAGGCUGUGGGUACCACCUGGAUCUGUUCAUCGUGGGGGUGAUGCUCGGUGUGUGCUCUUUGAUGGGCCUGCCGUGGUUCGUGGCGGCCACCGUCCUCUCCAUCAGCCACGUUAACAGCCUGAAGCUGGAGUCGGAGUGCUCGGCUCCCGGGGAGCAGCCCAAGUUCCUCGGCAUCAGAGAGCAGCGCUUCACCGGCCUCAUGAUCUUCACCCUCAUGGGCUGCUCUGUCUUCAUGACCUCUGUGCUGAAGUUCAUUCCUAUGCCUGUGUUGUACGGAGUAUUCCUCUACAUGGGAGCCUCUUCUCUCAGAGGCAUUCAGUUCUUCGACCGUCUGAGACUGUUCGGCAUGCCGGCUAAGCACCAGCCAGACUUCAUCUAUCUGCGCCAUGUGCCCCUGAGGAAGGUGCACCUCUUCACCAUCAUCCAGCUCACCUGUUUAAUUUUGCUCUGGGUCAUCAAGACGUCCAAAGCUGCCAUUGUCUUUCCCAUGAUGGUGUUGGCUCUGGUGUUCAUCAGGAAGCUCAUGGACUGUUUCUUCACCAAGAGAGAGCUAAGCUGGCUGGAUGACCUCAUGCCAGAGAGCAAGAAGAAGAAGCUCGAGGAUGCUGAGGAGGAGGAGGAGCAGAGUAUAAUGGCGGAAGACGAGGGAGUAGUGCAAGUGCCAUUAGAAGGGUACAAAGGAAUACCAGUCAUCAACAUCACAGAUGAAAUGUCGAAAGGUUCUUUUGGAAAUACUUGGAAUGCCAACAACAGUAACACCUAAGAUCAUUAUGAGUUCACUGAACAGUCACAGUAUUCACAACACUGGUUUCCAUGAAGGAUCAUUUUAAGAUGAAGAAGAUGGAUCUUUGUCACUGGGUGAUCUUGUAAACAACUCUUUUUAUGCUGCCGUUAAUCAAUCCUUUAUGUUUAUUCUUGAAAAUCUUGUGCGUACUGUAAGUGAAUAACUGUAUAAUCCAGUGGUUCUCAAAGUGGGGGGCGCCCCCCCCCCAGGUGGGCGCAGAGGCAUGACAGGGGGGGCGCGAGAGACCAGGGGGAAAAAUGGUUAUAAAAAAAAAAAGA
This is a messenger RNA of Gymnodraco acuticeps, 3703 nucleotides long. RefSeq names its product solute carrier family 4 member 10b (gene slc4a10b). Bases 216 to 3404 code for a protein of 1062 amino acids. The transcript is spliced from 25 exons. The record is from RefSeq and is a predicted model, not a curated record. Lineage: Eukaryota; Metazoa; Chordata; Actinopteri; Perciformes; Bathydraconidae. Gene Ontology annotation, molecular function: monoatomic anion transmembrane transporter activity; sodium:bicarbonate symporter activity; solute:inorganic anion antiporter activity. Gene Ontology annotation, cellular component: plasma membrane; basolateral plasma membrane. Gene Ontology annotation, biological process: transmembrane transport; regulation of intracellular pH; monoatomic anion transport.